AUGCAGGCCGAUGCUCCAAGAGAAACUGAGUUGCGGCACAAGCGCGCGAAGGAGGGUGAGGGCUGCCAUAACGGCGGGGAUGAGGAGGUGGCGUCGGAAGAGGUAUUCUCCGGGCCGACAAGCAUGGCGAAGCUUUUUUUGAAGGUAUCUCUGGACCCCUACGAGAAUUAUAAGUCCGUGUGGCCACGACCCGGCCCUGGUGUGAAGGACACGGUGCCGUACGCCGUGGUUGCCGACACCCUGGCCGAUAUUAGUGGCGAGAGCUCCCGACUGGAGUGUAUUAAAUACCUGACUAAUCUUCUUCUUGCCGUGGUUCAACGUAGCCCAACCGACCUGGUUUCGGUUAUUUACCUCAUUAUCAACAAACAGGGUCCCGCACACGAGGGUAUUGAGCUUGGGGUGGGUGACGCACUGCUGGUGAAGGUUAUCGCAGAGUGCUGCGGCCUCACCGAGGCACACGUCAAGGAGGCAUAUAGACAAACUGGUGAUUUGGCGGAAGUGGCUCAAAACAAGAAGCGAAAGCAAGCCACUCUUGUUCAGCCUAGACGUCUUUCCGCAACAGCUGUCUUCAAGGCGUUACGUGACAUCGCUCUUAUGAGCGGAAAGGAGGCCGCUCGACGACGUGCCGAUGUAAUGAAGAAGCUUAUCCGUGAUGCUGUUGGACCUGAGGUAAAUCUUAUUGUUCGGGCCUUGCAGCAGAAGAUGCGCGUUGGGUUGGCGGAAUCUUCUGCGCUUGCAGCAAUAGGUUAUGCCUUUGCACUGAAUCAUAUUGGAAUAGACGCGGUAACGAAAUAUACACCGGAGGAGCUUCAACAAGAGUUGAAUGUUGGGUCGGUUAAUUUUGCACGCAUAUACCACGAGGUUCCAUGUCUUGAAAUCGUUGUUGGGGCAAUGCUUCAGCAUGGUUUUAACGUGAUUGUUCCCUACUCCCCAGAGGCGGGGGCUCACGCUGCAGAGCUGUCUAUUCGCCCUGGUAUCCCCGUGAAGCCGCAACUGGCUCACCCCACAAGUGGGAUCAGUGUUAUUUUGGAGCGACUUCAUGGCAGGGCGUUUACGUCAGAGUACAAAUACGAUGGUGAACGGGCACAAAUUCACUAUUCAAAAGAGAAGGGAUAUUGUGUAUUUUCACGCAAUUCCGAAGUACACACCGGAAAGUACCCAGACAUCAUCGCCAUGCUCCCGCACAUUUUUUCAACGGAUACGGUGGAGUCUUUCAUUAUUGAUUCAGAGGUGGUGGCGGUGGAUGAAGCGACGGGAGCUCUGCAGGCCUUUCAGGUCCUCCAGCAUCGCGGUCGAAAAAAUGUGUCAUCUGCGAGUGUCACAAUUCCUGUAUGCGUGUUUGCGUUUGAUAUUUUGUACUUCAAUGGCGAACCACAGAUGAAGAAGCCGCUACUGGAACGACGGAGGAUAUUAUACUCUCACUUUAUCCCUAUUCACGCAAAGUUCCAAUUUGCAGAGCAUUUGGAUAGCACAGAUGAAGAGGAUAUUCAGUCGUUCCUCGACAAGUCCAUCAAGGACGGCUGCGAGGGACUUAUGAUUAAAACGUUGGAGGAAGAGGCGACGUAUACUCCCGCGAAGCGUUCUCACUACUGGCUAAAACUCAAGAAGGAUUACAUGGACGGCGUGACGGAUACGGUGGAUCUUGUGCCAAUUGGAGCCUAUUACGGAAAAGGAAAGCGGACAGGUGUAUUCGGCGGAUUUCUGCUUGCUUGCUACGAUGGCGACAGUGACGAGUUUCAAAGUAUCUGUAAGAUUGGGACUGGGUUUCAGGACGAACAGCUGGAAAGCCUCACGCAAGCUCUUCAGUCAUGCGUUCUCAUGGAGCAACCACGGUAUUACCGGGCUGAGGAAAAGCCGGAUGUCUGGUUAGAGCCCUCACAUGUAUGGGAAGUGAAGGCUGCUGAUCUUUCUAUCUCUCCGGUUCACUACGCAGCAUACGGACUUGUGGAUUCGUCUAAAGGGAUCGCACUGCGAUUUCCGCGGUUCAUGCGUGUGCGAGAGGACAAAAACGCAAAUGCGGCUACCUCCGCUGCGCAGAUUGCCCAAAUGUACAAUGCGCAGUCAUUGUCUCUAAAAAAAUUACAAGAUUGA
This is a messenger RNA of Trypanosoma rangeli, 2091 nucleotides long. RefSeq names its product putative DNA ligase I. The record is from RefSeq and is a predicted model, not a curated record. Gene Ontology annotation, biological process: DNA biosynthetic process; DNA repair; lagging strand elongation. Gene Ontology annotation, molecular function: DNA ligase (ATP) activity; DNA binding; ATP binding. Gene Ontology annotation, cellular component: nucleus; mitochondrion. Lineage: Eukaryota; Euglenozoa; Kinetoplastea; Trypanosomatida; Trypanosomatidae. The transcript has a single exon. Bases 1 to 2091 code for a protein of 696 amino acids.